GGCACGCCAACAGCCUAGGGCCCGCCAGCCACUGUGGCACUGAUGCAGCUCAAUUUCUCCUUAUUAAAGGGUGCGGAUAAAAGUAAAAAAAAAGAGAGGAGGUCGGUUAAAAGUGGUGGUGGUCCGAUGAGAGGAGAUCUGCCUCUCCGACGGUCUCGUUCGCUAGAAAAUGAAGUGCCUCCGAUUCCUCCGCAAGUGCAUGAACACCAAACCUUCCCAUAGCCCUAUCCAUUUCUGCGCCCCUUCUAGAAUCCUCUGACGCACCAUCCGAGGGAUGAUUCCGCAUAAAAUCAAGAGAGGAGCAGCUGCCCUGGCGAGGUUGAAGGUGUACGAGGGAGUACCUCCGCCUUAUGAUAAAACCAAGAGGAUGGUUAUCCCUGAUGCUCUCAAGGUUUUGAGGCUCCAGGCUGGUCACAAGUACUGUUUGCUGGGUCGGCUAUCGUCUGAAGUUGGGUGGAACUACGCUGAUACAAUCAGGGAGCUAGAGGCUAAGAGAAAGAAGAGGGACUUGGCGGAGGAAUUGAAGCUCGCCGCACGCUCACGGAACCCACCAUCAUCGCCCGUGGAUCUUCAUCGUCAAGAGCUCUAUAUAUUGCUCAUUUUGGAGGUUUCGAAGAAGAUUAGCAGUACGGCUUACAUGUCGGCUCAAAAACUGUGGUUAUAGUGCUGUCUUAAGUUUAGAAAAUGUU
Coffea eugenioides is the source of this 689-nucleotide messenger RNA. RefSeq names its product 60S ribosomal protein L13a-2-like. Gene Ontology annotation, biological process: translation; negative regulation of translation. The transcript is spliced from 2 exons. The record is from RefSeq and is a predicted model, not a curated record. Bases 275 to 664 code for a protein of 129 amino acids. Lineage: Eukaryota; Viridiplantae; Streptophyta; Magnoliopsida; Gentianales; Rubiaceae. Gene Ontology annotation, cellular component: cytosolic large ribosomal subunit; ribosome. Gene Ontology annotation, molecular function: structural constituent of ribosome; mRNA binding.